Molecule: messenger RNA, 10191 nt
Organism: Porites lobata
Lineage: Eukaryota; Metazoa; Cnidaria; Anthozoa; Scleractinia; Poritidae
Source: the annotation of a GenBank genome assembly
AUGGAGGAAAGAGAGCUGAUGGAGUACCAAGGUGAAUUUCUUGUUCCAAUGAAGCCCUAAACUUGAGCUGAAAAUUAAACUUAAACUAUGAUUUACAUAUCCAUAAUAGAGUCCUUUGUGUUCAAUGAAAAUUUACAAUUAAGCUGAAUCUUGAUUGUUGAUAUUAAAGCUUGGAAAUUCUUUGUAUUUAACAGAGGCUAUUUCCAAGACUCUGGGUGAUACAUACCAGCGGUUGUACGAGUUACCAGAUCCCAAGCUCCCGGUCAAGUAUCCACGGACACCAGGUUACAGGCCACCAGCAGAGGAAAACCCUUACAAUGCUUGGUGAGAGUCAGCUGUCUAUUAGACAGAUAAGAACUUAAUUUUAAGACUGGAAGUUAAUGAGUUAAUGUUAUGUGCUUAUUCAACAAAAAUUAUUAUCAUAGAUAAACAACCUCCUAGCUAGGUGAGGUAUAGGUAUUCACAUACUUGUGGUGGAGGACAGGGGGUUUGGAGCCUGGGGGAAUAGAGGGUAGGGGAGAGAAAAUAGCAGUAGCUGGGAGAUAAAAGAGGGUGGGAAGUGGGAGUAAAAGAGGGACAUUAGUUGAAAAUGAUUGAUAAGGGCGGAAGCUAGAAACGCAUGGUAUGGGAGGUGGGAGGUGUGGACCCUUCUGUUACCCCCUUCCACAUACACACACACACAUGGAUAUAGCUGGAGUAUGGUCGUUUCACCACAAAGUCGUUUCGCUACAAGUUGUUUUGCUGCAUAAUGAAGUCGAUAACUGUUCUUAUGUGGACAUGAUUUGGCAGAUUUAUUCGCUAUCUUCCGAGUGUAGAGAGAGAUGUUGUCACACGCGUCCAAGGUGCCCCGUUUUGGGGGCACUUACAGUGACCGCAUUGGCGUAAACGUCAGCUCUCCCUGAUAUGGUACCAAUCUCCCAGUCUCCUGUACGUGUCUCCAGAUCUCCCAGAUAAAAUUGAAUUUUGAGCUUUUAUUUGCUUUAGUUUGGAAUUUAGCCCGUUUUCUUGCAAAAAUGCAUUUUUUUCGAUGAUGAAGAGAGAGAGAGUCUCCAGAUCAUUUAGAUCUACAAAGGUUGGCAUCUCUGCAUUGCUCAACUUAGGAUGGCCUUAGUUCAUCUGUGAGAUAUGUGUUAAACCCUGCAGUGUGCGUUUUUUAUCAGGUACUGGCGCUGUGACAUCAAAGGAGCACCAAGUGGUAAACUGCAAGGCAAGACAGUUGCCAUUAAGGAUAACACGUGCGUAGCAGGUGUACCCAUGAUGAAUGGUUCCCGGAUGUUGGAUGGCUUUGUCCCGGAUAUCGACGCCACUGUGGUGUCCCGGAUAUUGGAUGCUGGUGGACAUUUAGUCGGCAAAGCUGUUUGUGAAAACUUGUGCUGGGAUGGUGGGAGUUUCACAGCUGCUACCGGGCCGGUGGUGAAUCCACACAACAAAACGAGGAUGGCCGGUGGCUCGUCUUCGGGAUCGGCUGCUUUGGUGAGAUCAGAAAAUGAUUUUAAAUAAUACGCUGUUCUUAUUGUAAUUCACCCACUCAUCAAGUCCUCGUUUUCUAACUACGACGUUUCCAUAUUUGUUAAUGAUCGCUUCAAGUUAGGCGAUUGUUCAUACAUGUUAAGUUAGUUGUUUCAAGCGUACAUAGAAGUUUAGUACAGUACCGCAAAUGAUCCCCGGCCGCAAAAGAUCCCCAGACCGCAAAUUUUUAUUCGGGGUAGGUGUCAGAGAGUUUCGGGGUUACAAAUACUAUCAUUUUCUCAAAUUGAUACUGAGUAUCUGGUAGAUUGGAUUUGACAAAUUUCUUCUUAAAAACAUCAUGUGUAAGUCACGUUCUUAUAUACGUUCUUCUGCUUGUAAUAACUUUUCUAGGAAACUUUCUAGGCUAGCCUGUCCAAAGUACUGUGCUUUCUCGAAUAUGAGUAAGAGUGUGAAACGAAAUGCCUCAAAUUUUAAGAAAAUAUUUCUCUCUCCAAAAAUUCGUUUAAGAGAAAAAUCAAGCAAACUUUUACUUCCUUUCUUCUUUUUUAUUUUUUGCAUUUAUUUGAGAGGCAAAAUUUAUUCAGUUUAAUACUUUUGACACGUUGAUCCCGUAUAUCUUGACUCCAAGCCAUUCUGAUUUUCCUCUCGGGAUCAUUUGCGGUCGACAAUGGAGAUCAUUUGCGGUCAAUUUUGGGGAUCAUUUACGGUCUGGGGAUCAUUUGCGAAGGAAGUAGCCUUACCCUUUCUGCUCUUAUAGUUAUUUAGAAUGUCUUUCUGUUGGUCCUCAAGGUGGCUGGAGGAUACGUUGACAUGGCGACUGGUAGUGAUCAAGGUUGCUCUGUAAGAGUCCCGGCCUCCUUGUGCGGAAUUGUGGGAUUGAAACCGACUUACGGAUUGGUUCCGUUUACGGGCAUCAUGUCAUUAGAUGUGACUUUGGAUCAUACGGGACCUUUGGCCAGGACUGUUUACUCCGGUGAAUUAAGGAAUGGGGCACUGCAAAUUUGGAGGGGGGUGGUCUUUUUAAGUGGGGAUUUUACCUUUCGCAUUAAUAUUUUAAAUUCAAUAUCUACUCCCCAUAAGCAUUCAUUUCUCUCUAUUAUUAAUGUAUUACCUGUGUCACGUGACUUGUCACGCCCAUUUUUGACUUUUUUUUUCAAUCCAAAUUUACACCACUUUAUAAAUAACACUUGUAAUUUAAUUCACUUUUUGUCAAUGACUAUUGACACAAAGUUUAUGGAAUUAAUCGGGGUUUUCUUAAAUUAUCUACGUUUUGUAAACUAUAACGUUUCUUGUUAAGAGGGAGACUGGGACGAGAGAAAUAUAUCUAAUAAUUACGAAGGAAUGGAUCAUUUCACAAAUCCCCGAUUAAUUUAGCUUAUCUGACUGUAAAUGAAAUAUUAUGGAAGGAAAAACGAUUGUGGUCACAUUCAGUAAACUGGUGUAAUCUGCAAAGUCCAAAUUUUGCAUAAUUAUGGGCGUGGCUGGUCACGUGAUCUAAUAAAAGGAGUGUUUAAGGUCCAAAGUGGUUGUGGUCUUAAACACAGCAGUCUAAGAUUAAAAUAAAGGAAGAUACUGGAAAAAACAAGAUCAAGUCAUAAAACCCCGCAUGUAACGAAGACCCAUUCCUUAAUUCACCGGAGUAUGACAUUGCUUUGAUGCUAGAAGUAAGAUGACAAUAAGCUUUAAAGUUCUGUUGGAAGAGUUUAUUUUUUCUACGGAACAUUUUAGAGCUAAAAUCGUCUGUUUAUGUGGUUAAAAGAAUUUAUUUUCAAUGUAAGGAAUUUAUUUCGAACGAGCCACCAUCUAACGGCCUCUUGUAGCCCAUUCACGCUUCGUCAUUCGGAUAACUUCUCCGCCGGCACGAAAACCAUACCGAAUAGGGGUUCUGUUAACGCAUAAGAACGGUGAUUUUGGUGCAAUUUCUGAUAGCCUAAGUGUUUGUUUGUACUGCGUGUUCCGACCGAAUUUCUUUAAAUUUAUGUUCAGUUUUGUCACACUGAGAUGCGUUAUUACUUGCUACAUUUGCUAAACAGAACAUCUGAUUAGGGAGUUAAAGCAACGACGCUUUUAACUGAGCGACGAACGUCAACCGGAAAUAGACUUUUUGCACUCUUUGGCCGUGAUUUUGAACAAAUUCUUGGGCAAAUCGUCUCUAUAAGAGUAAAAACACUUAGCAAUACAAAUUAAGUAGCGUCAAGGCAUAUUAAAAGAGAAAAUUGAAAGGCUCACUUCCGGUUGACGUUCGUCGCUCAAAAAUGUCGCUUCUUAAACUCCCUAGCUCACUCAGUAGAGCGCUUGAUUGCAGAGCGGAAGGUCACUGGUUCGAUCUCCUAGUCUCAACCAGUACUCAUGGUCUUAAAAUAAUUGAGAAAUAAAGGUGCUACCUUUGUCCUGCCAGACCCUCGCGUGGCUCGGAGGACAACGUUAAGAUGGCGGUCUCGUCUCCAGGAGGAGACGUAAAAAUAGUGUCCCCAGUUCGUUCUUUCAAACUCAAUACGUUAGCGCUCAUAUAAAGUGCAUUCCCUGUGAGUUCUCUGUGAAAACAGAGUGUUUUUAUAUGACGCUCAUUCUCUCUUACGUUAACUAAAGGGAACGUCAACGGAAACUGAUUUGCUGCUUUGGGCCGUGAGAUAGCGGGGAGGAGGGGGAAGAUGCGGGGCAGAAAUGUCAAAGUAAAGGUAGUUUGUUAUGGCAGUAUAAUGUACGAGGGCAAAUUUUCUCUAUACCUGAUAACUUUGGCUUAACAUAAUAGCCGUUUCACAUUCGUCAAUUUAGCAAUGUAGUAACGGCCGCGAACUUAGCUAGAGCUAGUCACCUCUUUUUCUGGGAAACUGUCCACCUACCCCUCCCCUAAGCUAACAUUAAUACUUACUUCUUACUUAGGGGAAAAUGAUGGUUUAGAGGAGGGGUAGGUGGGCAGUUUCCCAGAAAUCUAAACUGAUCCAAUAUCAACAGGUUAUUGCUGGGUAUGAUGACGGUCUGGAUCCAGGACAGCCACGUGACCUACACGUUCCAGAGUAUACGUCACUGGUGCGUAUGUUGUAUACAGCUAUUUCGAGAAAGGUUGUCGGAAAAAAUGUGCUCGCGAAAAUCGCGAAAGCUAAUAUGGGAUAUGACUAAUACACUAUUCCUGACACUGUAGCUGUCGAAUCUACUUUUGCUGCUUUUCUUUAGCACUCGCAAACAUAAGGCUAUGGCCUAUCCUUCCACUCUUUCAAAUUUCCUUGAAGAACUUGAGUGAACACGAAACAACCCAACAUACCUUUCGGGACGGUCGCGUGCACUUUUCCCGACCACCUUUCUCGAAAAAGCUGUACAUUGUUCUCUUGAUUGUGCUUAGUGCUUUAAUUUAUAAAUUUAGCCAAGGUCUUUGUCUUUAGUGUCGUGCAAGUCAUGACAUAUCACGUACUAAAAAUAAAUACGCAAAAGCUAAAUUUAGCGCUUAAAUAGAGCUAGCAGGCUAUCGAAUCCAUCAAAAACUCAUUUGUCCUGAACAUUUCGCCCGUUUUAAAACAACAACUUUCCAACAAGGUGAUCUAUUCAAAAGAGAUAAAAGUUUUAGGGCAGUCGCGGUUUCGUUGAAAUUCAUAGCAGCUUUCCCAGAAACCUCUACGGCAUCUCAGUCAUUUAUCUUAAGUGAAUUUUCUUUUCAACCUAAAUGAUUAGUAAAAAGAAUAGUGUUCUUAUUGUUGACCCAAACAUUUUUAUAAAAAUUACAUAAACAGACUGCAAUCUUACUUACUGUCCCCUCUGUCCCCUGUGUCCCUUGUGUCCCCUUGUGUCCCCUGUUUCCCCUUGUGUCCCCUGUGUCCUCUUGUGUUCCCUGUGUCCCGUUGUGUUCCCUGUAUCCCCUUGUGUCCCCGUGUCCCCCGUUUCCCCUGUGUCCCCUUGUGACCCUUGUGUCUCCUUGUGUCCCCUGUGUUCCCUGUGUCCCCUUGUGUCCCCUUGUGUCCCCUGUGUCCCCUCUGUCUCCUGUUUCCCCUUGUGUCCCCUGUGUCCUCUUGUGUUCCAUAUGUUCCCUUGUGUUUCCUGUAUCCCCUUGUGUCCCCCGUGUCCCCUGUGUCUCCUGGUGACCCUUGUGUCUCUUUGUGUGCCCUGUGUCCUCUGUGUCCCCUUGUAUCCUCUGUGUCCCCUUGUGUCCCAUGUGUCCUCUGUGUUCCCUUGUUUCCCCUGUGUUCCCUUGUGUCCUUUUUGCCCUUUGUCCCCUUGUGUCCCCUCUGUCUCCUGUGUCCCCUUGUGUUUCCUCUGUCUCCGGUGUCCCCUUGUGUCCCCCGUGUCCCCCUUGUGUCCCCCUUGUCCCCUGGGUUCCCCUGUGUUCCCUUGUGUCCCCUGUGUUCCCUGUGUCCCCUUGUGUCUCCUUGUGUCCUCUGUGUCCCCUUGUGUCCCUUGUGUCUUCUUAUGGCCCGUUGUGUCCCCUGUGUUCCUUGUGUCCUCUGUGUCUCCUUGUGUCCCCUUGUUUUUCCUGUGUCCCCUGUUUUAUCCUGUGUCCCCUUGUGUCCCUUGUGUCCCCUUGCAUCCUCUGUGUCCCCUUGUGUUCCCUUUGUCCCCUGUUUCAUCCUCUGUCCCCUUGUGUUCCCUGUUUCUCUUGUGUCCCCGUGUGUCCCCUGUGUCCCCUGUGUCUUCUUGUCUCCCUUAAACGCCUUCAGGCGUCUUCGUGUUGAAGGAAAUCAUAGACAACAAUUUUCCAUUGUCCACACUUCUUGUGCGCUCUCUAGUAGAGAGACAUGGUGGGUCAUGUAGCAGCUGCUUGGAAGAGAAGUCACCAAUGGCGUGUUUCCCUGACCCCAAACAAUACUAAAACAAUUGGAAGAAUGACAUGUCAUUGUUUCCUGCGACCAAUUAGGAGAGACCUUACGAGCAGCUUCUAACUUCUACACCACUCGGCUCCACAUGGUCUUUGAAAGUUCCAACAAUGGAAAUUGUUGUCAAAUGGACCCUAGAAAUGACGUCAGAAACUUCGAAACUCACGUGAAACCACUUGAGUUUGUUGUUGUUGUUGUUGUUGUUGUUUUUCCUGCACCUAGUUAUACUGGCAACUAUGAAAUGACUUAACAACCUCGUUCCCAGGGCUUUUUCCCAUUUUUUAAGGGAAAAAGCCCUGGGAACGAGGUUGAUGUCUUAACUUUGCAAAGUGAAAACCUAGGCCUUUUCCGAGUUCCCCUGGCCUCUGUUUCAAAACGAGGGUAGGUGCUCAGCCUUUGAUAUGGAAAUCAUUUUUCAUUCUCAUGCAAAUAAAACUCAUUUUUACAAGAAAGGUUGUGCACCUGGGCUCAUUUUGAAAGUGAGGGCUUUUGGAACUGGGAAGUGGCCUAUUACCCACCUGGCGUGUGGGAUGAAACUCAGCAUAGCAAUUUGCCGCCUUUAAUCAAAUUUCGCAUUAUUUGUAUCAGCUCACAGGAAAGAUAGAAAACUUGAAGAUAGGAAUCUUAAAAGAAGGGUUUGGUUUGGAAAUCUCCGAACCGGAUGUUGACAAGAUGGUGAAGGAAGCCGCUGGACAGCUGAGCCGUAAAUGUGGCGCAGUCGUCGAGGAAGUUUCAAUUCCAAUGCAUUCAGAUGGUAAGCUAUUCGCUUCAAUACUCAGUCAGAAGUGCUACGUAGCUGAAUCUAGUUACUUUCGAUAAUCCUUUUUUGAACCCGGAUCCAAUGCAGAGAAAAAUGAACUGAGAGAAACGUCACACUAUUUUCCUUCGUCCUGUCAUACUAAACACCGUGAAAUGUCUGUUGACGUAAAAUAAGCUCUUGUUUAAUUCUUUAAAAGUUAAGGCGUGCAGCUUAGUGACUCGCUACUGGGUAGAUAACGCAAAUCAAGGCUGAGUAAGAUUUUUUUUGAGCCUUUCUAUGUGUUUUGAAAAAAGCCACUUUAUUUCCAUUAUUGAUAGAAAAAUCCCGACGGAUUGAGCAACACAGUCAACAAGACUCUUGGGCCUGUUUACAUGGAGGUGGGGUACCCCAGAUAGGUGAGGUAACAUUUGGCGGGUCACCUCACCUAUCAUGUAAACGUGAUCAAAAGGACUGGCGGGUUACCCCACCUUAGCCGGUUACCUCACCUACUCGGGGUACCCCACCCUCAUAAUGUAAACUGGCCCUUAGCUUGUGUUCACCUUAUACUGGAUAGCUCUUGCGCCAUCAUGUAAAAUAAUCUUCGGUCUCAUCCUUUUUUUAUACCACAGCUGGUCAUAUUAUAACUGCUAUUUAUCAUCUUGGAAGUCAUCGAAUGGUGUUCGAAGGGGGUGGUAAGUAUUACCCGCUAUCUAAACUCACAGGCUGGUAGUAGUUUUUCUGUUGGCGUUAAGAAGAGGUCAAUCGAGAUUCAGCUAAGAAGGAACAUUUUGUGGUGGACAAGCAUCUGCAUGUACUGUAAAUCCUCUAUUAAGCCACCCAAGGGGCUUGUUUAUUUCAAGGCCAUUUUAGAGGGGCUUAAUAGAGACUUUAUUUAGAAAAGACGAUGGUAUCAGUUCUUCAUAAAGAACUAGAAUACAAACUCGGGAAUAGCUCAAGUACAAGAGGGUUGAAGGUCAUGCAGCCGAGGAUCAGAAUCAGAUCCGAACAAAACCACCCCGGAUUAGCCCACACGAAGUUUUACACUCGUGAUUGAUUAAUACAGUCUAUCAUUUAUUAGUGAAGAAUAAUUAGGGAAUUGGAGGGGGGCUUAAUAGCGAGGGAGGCUUAUUAGAGGGGUGGGGGGGGGGGGUUAAUAGAGGAUUUACGGUAUCUAAAACGGGGAACGGGGAGUGGCGAGUGGCGAUUUGGGAACGGAGAAGAGGGAACAGGGAACGGAAACGACACGGGAACGGGAAAAUGAAAAAAUGGGAACAAAACUUAACUUAAACCUGGCCUAGCUCUAUCUGUAAUUACAUUACCCAUUCUCUUGUUGAAAACUUUUUGCAACAAAGAUUGUACUGCAUCAUAUUACAUUGCAUUACUUUGCAUUAGUAAUUGCAUUACAUUGUACUGUAUGGUAUCGUAAUCUUGGUGCACUCGGUACAGCAAAAAGUACAGUCAUGUUAGCCGGAUUAUAACCUGUUAGGGAAACGACGGUAGAUGUGUUAAAUUCACCUUUGUAACUGCAGAGAUCUGUGGACUGAUUUUUACACUACAUACCCUCCCUGAAAGGUUUUGGAUCAUCUGGCAAGAUGUACUAUGACACAACCCUUCAAGAGGCUUUUUUGCGCGGCCUGAAAUGCCACUCCAAUGACUUGCCAGCAACCUGCAAAGAGUCCAGACUGAUUGCAAAGUAUUUGCACGACGAAUACAACAGCGUUUUCUAUGGAAAAGCGCAGAACCUGGGUCGAGUUCUUUGUAGAGCUUAUGACGAAGCACUCGAGAAGUGUGACGUGUUGAUUUUACCGACUAGUCCAAUUAAGGCACCAGUCUUCCCACAACAGAAUGUUUCUCUGAAAGGUAUGUUAACAAUAUGUACCUUGUGCAAUUGUUGAUUAGUUUUAAGGAAACGAAAGUUCUGAACUCUUUUUGUUUCUGAAACAACGAAAAGGGAAGUGUUAGGGAGCUAUUGUGGUUGAAGAAGGUGGUUCCUACCUGGGAGAGGUUGGGGGGAGAGUGAUGUUUCAGUUUGUUACCGGGGACUUUAAGAUGCCACGUCGGCGACGACAAUGAGAACGUCAAAAAAGCAAUAGGUUGAAUAGGCAAAACAACAACUCUGCACGCGCGUCACGCUUUUUUGUUCAUUUCUUUGCCGUCACUGCACGACUACGACUAUUUGACGUUUUAUCGAGGACCUAAACAAGCAACGGCUAAAUUUUCUUUCUCUUUCUGAACUUGAAUAUGAUUCUUAGGAAUUCGGCUCUAAAAGAGGUCGCUUGCAUUUGACAAAGUAAAUGAGUUGGAGUAAUCGGUAUAGAGAUUGAAAGAACGCAAAUUCACUUUUUAAGCGACGUUUUCGUGGCCGUCGCGGUCGUGGUAUCUUAAACUCCUUACUGACAAGCAAUGGUAACAUUGUUCAGAAUUGAAGAAAGUAUUGAAGACCUCGUCCCCCAAUCAAAAAACUGCUGCACCGUCCACCUAUAAAAAUUUAGUUAAAAGCCACUGAGCAGUACUUUCUUUUGUUCUGUUUAUUGUGCUUCACAAGGUGGUUAUUACUUUGGACUCUGUGGAUGUAAUCUUUAAGUGUGACCAUUCAAAUGAAAGCUACUGAGCAGAACUUUCCUGUGGUGCUGUUUGUUAUGCUGUACAAGCUGGUUCUAACUUUUGAGUCUGUGGAUGAAAUCCUAAAGUGUAACCAUUCAAAUGAAAGCUGUUGAGCAGUACUUUCGAGUGGUACUGUUUAUCAUGAUGUGCAGUGUGGUUCUAACUUUUCUUUGAGUCUGUAAACGGUAGUCCUAAAGUAGUAUCAUUCAUAUCAAAGUUACUGAGCAGAACUUGAAUCUGUUCAUUAUGCGGUGCAAGGUGGUUCAAACUUUAAAGCCUUUUGAAUACAUCCAGGUCGGUGACUACUCCAAGGAAAGCCCGCGCUAAGCAGCGGUUUCCCAUGUCACUGUUUUUCGCUCUGUAUAAUGGGAUAUUAAGUUUCUGGUUGGAUAAAAUCCAUGAGGACGUCCAUGGAAGAAAUUCGAGCAGAUUAAUCAAUUAGAAUUAAUUGAUUGUCCUACAGGAUAUUUGGAAAGGGCAUAUGUCAACAAUAAAAACACUGCCGCAUUCAACGUGACAGGCAUCCAGCUCUUUCAAUCAACGCAGGCUUCAGUGAAGGAUUGCCAGUUGGAAUGA